Messenger RNA from Rotaria socialis, 2199 nucleotides. The record is from the annotation of a GenBank genome assembly. NCBI's taxonomy places the organism in Eukaryota, Metazoa, Rotifera, Eurotatoria, Philodinida, Philodinidae.
AUGGGCUCAACAUUAGUCGAAACAAUCAAUAUUAAUGCUAAAGAUUUUACUGAACACUUUCUAACAUGUUCAACAUGUAUCAAUCAAUUCUCAUCGGAUUCCCGUGAUCAUCAACCAAAAUUAUUACCAUGUUCACAUACGGUUUGUCGACAGUGUUUAGAACGUAUUGUAAAUUCCCAACCAAGAUCCGAUGCCAUUAAAUGUCCAAUCUGUCGGGAACAUAUAUUAUUACCCAGAGGUGGUGUUACUUCUUUUCCGCCAUCAUUUAUCGUCAAUCAAUUACUUGACUUGAUGCUUCGAUUACGUCGUGACGUUAUUCCUAAAUGUAAUUUACACUCGAAUGAAGAAUUAUUAUUUUGUGAAACAUGCGAUAAGAUUUUUUGUCAAUUAUGUGAUCAACAUCAAAUAUCAGCUGAACAUACAAUUGUACCAUUUUCAUUAGCUAUUAAACGCAUGAAUGAAAUUUUAUUUUUCAAAGCAUCCAAAACUAUUAACUGUUUGGAUCAUGCACUUGAAGUUGUUAACAGUGAAAUCAUGCGACUUGACAGUAGUAUGGAAAAGGCUGCUGAAGCAGUAAAUCGAUCAUUUAAUGAAAUAAAAAGUUAUGUAGAAAAUCGUCGAAAUAAUUUAUUACAAUCACUUAAAAGAACAAAAGAUCAUAAGUUGACAGUUUUAAAUGAUCAAUUAAAUGUUAUAACAAAUGAAAAAAGUAAAAUUGAACAUGAAUGUGCUGUAUUUCAACAAGCAUCGGAUAUUCAUAUAUUAACUCAACGCAUUCAAGAAUUAAACGAUCGUAUUGAACGUAUGUCACUUUUAGGUGAACCACGAGAAAAUUCAUUUAUGAAAUUUGAAUUUCGACAUAAUCAAGCAUUACAAGAUUUAGCACGUUCAUUAAAUAGUGUUGGUCGUAUACGCGUAUCAUCCACAUAUCCGCCUUUGUGUACAGCAAAAAUUGAACCCGCUGUUGCUAAUCUUCAGUGUGCUAUUCAUAUUGAAACAGUUGAUUAUAAUGGAAAUAUACGUAUGGAUGGCGGUGAUCCAUUAACAGUUAACAUUUAUGAUCCAUAUAGAAAAUUAUGUGAAUAUAACUUUCAUGAUAAACAAUGUGGAACAUAUACCAUUAUAUUUCGUCCAUUGAUAAGUGGAAAUCAUAAAAUUGAUAUAAGAAUAUUUGAUCGACCUAUAUCAGGUUCACCGUUUGUUGUUCAUGUAACUCAACAUAAUAAUCCAUUAUGGUCAUUUGGUAAACGAGGUCGUGGUGAAAAUGAAUUAUCAAUGCCGGUGAGUGUCAUUGUUAAUGAUUGUACAGAACGAGAACAAGUGGUGUAUGUACUCGAUCCGGGAAAUAGUCGAAUAAAAUGUCUAACACAUGAUGGAAAACUCAUGGGACAUCUUGCAACUGAUUCUCUUCUUGAACCUACAAGUACCGGUCUAGCAUAUCGUUCUUCCACAUCAACAUAUUAUCUUCUUGAUUGGAAAAGUAAAUUAAUAAGUGCAUUUUCUUUAACAAAUUCUGAUACAUCAUUAAUGGAAAAUAGUCAGAUUAAUAUAAAUCAUCAAAUCACCUGCUCAGCGUUUAAUGAACCUGUACAAAUAGCUUUGUUUAAGCAGCAUCUUCAUUCUUUACUUAUAUGUGACAGCAAUACAUUAUUAAUUAUUGAUAGUCGUACAGGUGAUUUAAUACAUAAAAUUGAUCCACGUUCAUUAGGUAUUAAAACUAUAAAAGCAUUCACAAUCGGCUUGCAAGAUGAAAUUAUUAUUGGUGAUCAUCAUUUGCAUAUUUUAUCUUACGAAGGAAAAUAUUUACGACAGAUAGUUUCUACAAAACAACAACAAAUUGUUGAUGUCGAUAUUCAUAUUGCUCAUCAGCCACCCGAUCUUAUACCAACAUAUUACAAACAACAACAGUCGCUAGCAGCGAAUUCUGAUGAAUCGACAUCUUCAAAUAGUUUAGCAUCGAAAGGAGGAUUUUAUACGGCACUAUGUGUAGAUGUCAAUGGUCUUUUAUUGGCGGGAAAAUGUGGAAAAGAUGGAAUUGCUCAUAUUGAAAUCUAUAAUAAUCAUGGUCAUCUAUUACGUAUGAUUGAUUCACACAGUCAACGUUUGCGAAGACCAUGUUCAUUGGCCACAACACGCGAUGGGUGUGUACUUUGUGUUGAUUUAACAACAGAUUCAGUACGAAAAUAUCGAUAUACUUGA